CCCUACGUCAUCCCUUUAUUUGUUUUGAUAUUGGAUAUUUUUCUAGUUGGGUUUUUGAAAGUUUGCUUUUACUCUACAUUCUACUUUACUACAUUCCAUCACUGUCAACUGAGUACUUUUACAUUGUCUCUUUUUAGUCUUUAUUUUCAGUGAAACAUAAGUGUUGUUUGUGAUAAAAAUACCAAAACUUUCUGUUAAAAUGGUCAAACUAUUCAGUAUUUGUGUUUUAUACAAAGGACCCACUACAGCCACAUGGUUAAAGUCAGCGUUUGACUUGCAAAGCUUCAGCUACUUCCAAAGAGGUUCUGUACAAGAAUUUAUGUUGUUCUGUGCUAAAACCAUCGUCGAGAGGACUUUGCCUGCUUCAAGACAGUCUGUGAAAGAGGGAGACUACUUUUGCCAUGUCUAUGUUAGGGCAGAUAACCUGGCCGGUGUCGUCAUUUCAGACCAUGAAUACCCUUCUCGAGUGUCACACACUUUGCUCACCAAAACACUGGAUGAAUUUGCAGAAAAAAUCCCAGCAGCAAACUGGCCUAAUUUACAAGAACGCGACGUCGCUUUUCCACAACUGAAUGUAUAUUUAGCUAAAUACCAGAACCCCAGGGAGGCAGAUGUACUAACAAAAAUCCAGGCAGAGUUAGAUGAAACAGUAAUUAUUAUGCAUGAUAAUAUGACAGCUGUCCUGAAUAGAGGGGAGAAACUAGAUGACUUAGUUUCAAAAUCUGAAAACUUAAGUAUACAGUCUAAAGCUUUUUAUAAGACAGCAAGAAAAACCAAUGCUUGCUGUAGUUUUACUUAAAUACUUUUAAUGUGUGUCAAAAUAUUUGUUUAGGGCCUCUCAAUAAAGCACAGUACCAAAACUUAAUUUUAUGUUAAAAACUGAAUGCAAUAAACCUAAGAAUUAAUAUGGAUAAGGGAGGUAGUAUAGUAAACAUAAUUUAAUUUUUUUAAAUAAUAUAUUAGUGAUGGGAUUAAUUAUUAAUUUAAUAAUUACUACAAGAGAGGAUUAUUAAAGACACUUUAAAAAAAUGUCCAAAAUCUGAAAACAAUGUGGCGAUGACUGCAGUUUUAAUUAUCUGAUGACCUAGUCUGUUAAUUUUAUGAGUAGGUUCAAUUUAAUUUUAAACAACACAUAUUAUCAUCAAUUAUAAUGAUUACCAAAAGCUGUUAAAGGGUAAAUUAGUAUUAUCUUACUCUUGAAUUUUUUUACAUUUUGACAGUAUUUAAAGUGUGGUGAUGUGGUAGACAAAAGGAUAUACAAAUAGAGAAGAAAUAAAUUUAUUUCAAAUCAUGACAUCUCCUAAGAUCUUGUUUUUCAUUAAGUAUGGAUAGCAAUAAUUAUAAAUUAAAUUCUCGAUCCAUUAUUUUCUUUUUUGGUCUACCACAUCAACUCAGACGUUAAGUUUUCCUUUUCCCACACUGAGGGUAAAUAAGUGUACUGUGCUUGUAAAUUAUAUACCUACUUAUACCUAAAAAUGCUGUAUGUGGAUUUCUGUAUUUAUUAUAUAUAUGCAAUUGUUAAUGUUUACAUGUUAAAAAAUAUGUCUAUAAAUUAAUGGAAUUGUAAAAAAAUAUAAUGGAAAUAAAAUUGUGGAACAAU
Molecule: messenger RNA, 1600 nt
Organism: Anthonomus grandis grandis
Lineage: Eukaryota; Metazoa; Arthropoda; Insecta; Coleoptera; Curculionidae
Gene: Ykt6
Product: synaptobrevin homolog YKT6
Exons: 1
Coding region: 200-799 (199 amino acids)
Biological process (GO): endoplasmic reticulum to Golgi vesicle-mediated transport
Cellular component (GO): membrane; Golgi apparatus
Molecular function (GO): SNAP receptor activity
Source: RefSeq, a predicted model, not a curated record